AUAAAGAAAUAUUCACUUAAGCAAAGCACAUUACUUUCAUACAGUCUUGUACGAAAGAGCAAACUGGGUAUUUUAACAUGAAAUUCAGAAUAAUUGCAAUUAUUUGCUUUACGUGUGGAGUGUAUGCGUCAAGUUCUGGAGAGUCAUGCGACAUACCAUUAACCCUGACUCACGUUAGAUUUCCGGAAAGAAAUGAGUUAUUGUCACUACAAUACUUUGAAAACAAUGUAAUUGGUACCGGGCUAGGACAAGUGUACCUCGCACUUCCUGUGGACCCUCCGUUCAUUCCAGAUUCGAAUUUUCAAUGCACAAUAACAAAACUCGGCGAGAACUUAUACUGGCGAAGUUGCACUGGGGGACAAGCUCCACAAUGCUUUCAAUUAAAUAUAUCUCUAUCCACCGAGCCAGGAACGGACUCAGCUAUGUUUACCUAUGUGUCUGGGAGCGGAAGUAAUAUAACUGAAGCAUACUGGUCUCGCUGUCCGACGAAGUUUAUUUGGAGAAUACGGUGUACAAACUAUGCCGGUAAUACAGAGUGUCCACCAAGCAACACCUGGCUAAGUUUUUUCCUACGUGACUCGAUAACUCCUAGUACAGUUCCACUAAAUGACAUUGCCGAGGAUCUGUGGAUAACAACAGGCGUAAAAUUUGGACUUGUUGAUGGACUUGAAUGGUAUUUCAUAGGGUUGGAAGACGAACCCUGUCAAGUGUAGAGGAUGGUAUACGUGAACGAGAUCAUACGUUUCUCAUUUGAAAUAUUUUUUCUCGUAUGGUACUGAAUAUUCCAAAUAAAUUUGUGUGCAAAAUAAU
Molecule: messenger RNA, 810 nt
Organism: Mercenaria mercenaria
Lineage: Eukaryota; Metazoa; Mollusca; Bivalvia; Venerida; Veneridae
Exons: 6
Coding region: 78-713 (211 amino acids)
Source: RefSeq, a predicted model, not a curated record